Messenger RNA from Salvelinus fontinalis (brook trout), 3273 nucleotides. Its product is annotated as dynamin-2-like. Lineage: Eukaryota; Metazoa; Chordata; Actinopteri; Salmoniformes; Salmonidae. The record is from RefSeq and is a predicted model, not a curated record. The coding region runs from base 462 to 3062 and encodes 866 amino acids. The transcript is spliced from 21 exons. Gene Ontology annotation, cellular component: microtubule; cytoplasm; membrane. Gene Ontology annotation, molecular function: GTPase activity; microtubule binding; GTP binding.
AGGACAUUGCCGGGUCCACGGAGGCGUGUCUAACGUCCAUUUUCACAACGCACGAAAACCAAUCAUACAGUAGGAUCCUCCUAUACGUUGACAGACAUUGUGAUGGCCAAUGAGAAGAGGUGUAAGUGGAUGACAGGCGGAGCCACGGUCUGGGAGCAGAGUCUGCGUGUCGCCUGACCGGAUGAUGACUGACUGAAGUUUUAUCACUGUAGUUUUCUUUUCCGUCUUGUCUAUUCAUUUAAAUAGCGCGUCACUGUAGCCCUGUUGUUUAGAAUCUAGUUACUGAGCCUAACCCAAAUCUGACAACAAUCACGUUUUAACAGUCGACUUGACUUUUACGCUUUUUCAGGGAAAGGCAAAUCCAGGUUCGCAAGUGAGAGAGCGCAAAGAUCCGACCCACCUCUCUCUCUCCCUGUCUCUCCGAGAAUCCUGAGUUGAGCCCGCCGGAGAGAAGAGCCACCAUGGGGAACCGGGGUAUGGAAGACCUUAUUCCCCUCAUCAACAAGCUCCAGGACGCCUUCAGCUGCAUCGGCCAGAGCUGCAACCUGGACCUGCCACAAAUCGCCGUGGUCGGAGGGCAGAGCGCCGGGAAAAGCUCCGUUCUGGAGAAUUUCGUUGGAAGGGACUUCCUUCCCCGAGGCUCUGGUAUCGUGACCCGCAGACCUCUCGUCCUUCAACUGGUCAACAACCAAGCAGAGUAUGCUGAGUUCCUUCAUUGUAAAGGUCGUAAGUUUGUGGACUUUGAUGAGGUGCGUUUGGAGAUUGAGGCCGAGACUGAUCGCAUCACUGGGUCCAAUAAGGGAAUCUCUGCUGUUCCCAUCAACCUCCGAGUCUAUUCCCCUAAUGUGUUAAACCUGACUCUUAUAGAUCUACCAGGGAUGACUAAGGUAGCGGUGGGAGACCAGCCAGUCGACAUCGAGCACCAGAUCAGAGACAUGCUGAUGCAGUUCAUAACUAAAGAAUCCUGUCUGAUCCUGGCUGUGACUCCAGCUAACCAGGAUCUAGCCAACUCUGAUGCUCUCAAGAUAUCUAAGGAGGUUGACCCUCAAGGGUUACGUACCAUCGGAGUGAUCACCAAGCUGGACCUGAUGGACGAGGGGACGGACGCACGGGACAUUCUAGAGAAUAAACUACUGCCGCUACGCAGGGGUUACAUUGGGGUGGUGAAUCGUAGUCAGAAGGAUAUUGACGGCAGGAAGGAUAUUAAAGCAGCUCUGGGUGCAGAGAGGAAGUUCUUCCUGUCUCAUCCAGGAUACCGACACAUAGCUGACCGCAUGGGAACACCACAUCUACAGAAAACACUCAACCAGCAACUGACCAACCACAUCCGGGACACGUUGCCAGGGUUACGUAGUAAGCUCCAGAGCCAGCUUCUAUCUCUGGAGAAAGAGGUGGAGGAAUACAAGAACUUCAAACCAGACGACCCGACACGCAAGACCAAAGCCCUACUGCAGAUGGUUCAGCAGUUUGGUGUAGACUUUGAGAAGCGUAUUGAGGGGUCAGGUGAUCAGGUGGACACUGUGGAGCUCUCUGGAGGAGCUAGAAUCAACAGGAUCUUCCACGAGAGAUUCCCCUUCGAACUGGUCAAGAUGGAGUUUGAUGAGAAGGAGUUGAGGAGAGAGAUCAGUUAUGCCAUCAAGAACAUCCACGGAGUGAGAACAGGCCUGUUCACCCCUGACCUAGCCUUUGAGGCCAUAGUGAAAAAGCAGAUCAUUAAGCUGAAAGAGCCCUGUCUGAAAUGCGUCGACCUCGUCCUGUCCGAGCUCACCUCCCUCGUCAAGAAGUGUACCGAAAAGCUUGGCUCCUACCCCAGACUGAGAGAAGAGACGGAGAGAAUUGUCACAACCUAUGUCAGAGAGAGAGACAUCAAAACCAAAGACCAGGUGCUGCUGUUGAUUGACAUUGAGCUGUCUUACAUCAACACAAACCAUGAGGACUUCAUUGGCUUCGCAAACGCGCAACAGAGGACCACUGUUACGGCUGCUAUUAACAACAAGAAGAGAGUGAUGCCAAACCAGGUGAUCCGGAGGGGCUGGCUCACUAUCAACAUAAGCAUUAUGAAGGGGGGGUCCAAAGACUACUGGUUCGUCCUGACUGCAGAGUCACUGUCCUGGUACAAGGAUGAGGAGGAGAAAGAGAAGAAGUACAUGCUGCCUCUAGAUAACCUGAAGCUGAGAGACGUGGAGAAAAGUUUCAUGUCCACAAAACACACAUUCGCCAUCUUCAACACCGAGUCCAGGAACGUGUAUAAGGACCUACGUCAGAUAGAGCUGGCCUGUGACACACAGGAGGAUGUAGACAGCUGGAAGGCUUCUUUCCUCAGAGCUGGAGUUUACCCUGAGAAAGACCAGGUUGACAGUGAGGACACAGGACCAGCAGAAUCCUUCUCUAUGGAUCCCCAGCUGGAGAGGCAGGUUGAGACCAUAAGGAAUCUAGUGGAUUCCUACAUCGGCAUCGUCAACAAGUCCAUCCGGGAUCUAAUGCCCAAGACCAUCAUGCACCUCAUGAUCAACAGCGCUAAAGACUUCAUCCAUUCUGAGUUGUUAGCCUACCUGUAUUCCUGUGGGGACCAGGGCAGUCUGAUGGAGGAGUCAGCUGACCAGGCUCAGAGGAGAGAUGAGAUGUUGAGGAUGUACCAUGCUCUGAAAGAAGCCCUGCUGAUCAUAGGAGACAUCAGUACAACCACAGUGUCAGCUCCUGUACCUCCACCUGUAGAUGACACCUGGAGGACCAAGGAACCCAGCCCCCCUCCUCAGGCCAGACCAGCCCCGGCCGCUGUCCCCCCUCCUAGUCGCCCCCCGGUAGCAAGAGGCCCCACCGCCGCUCCUCCUCCCUCCAGUCCCCAAAACCCAGCUUUCGGGGCGCCCCUUAUCCCCUCUCGACCUGGACCCCCACCAGUCAACACCUACAGUGCAGCGGACCCUGUCGCCAAUGUCCCCCUGAUCCCAUCUCGCCCAGCCAGGGUACCCCCAGCACUGCCCCCCGGCAUACCCAGAAGACCCCCAGCGGCCCCAGGCCGUCCCACCAUCAUACGCCCUUCAGAGCCUUCACUGCUGGACUAGACAGACAGACAGACAGAGACAGACAGAGACAGACAGACAGACAGACAGACAGACAGACAGACAGAGACAGACAGACAGACAGACAGACAGACAGACAGACAGACAGACAGACAGACAGACAGACAGACAGACAGACAGACAGACAGACAGACAGAGACAGACAGACAGACAGAGACAGACAGACAGAGACAGACAGACAGAGACAGACAGA